AUGAGUGGCCCAAUGCCCGGCACUUCGCAGCCAGAAAAUCCGCGACUUGGAGCUUUCAAGUCUGAUUACUUCGAUGAUCCGUUCCUAUCGCACCCACUCUCUACAGAGGAACAGCUAGUUCCCCAGCAGCUGUUUGCAAGAUCCACGGAACCCUUAAGCGAUACUUCGGCUUUCGUGAGCCCAACCAUACCCCCCAACCAAGGCUAUGCUCGCUCAGCUAUCGCGAGUGGUCGAUCGUCCCCCGCCUUCAUGAGCCCCACAAGCAAUAUUGAAACCGGCCAAAGUGACCUAAGUAGUUACUCUUCUCCUCGCUUGGACAACACUCUGUUUGGGGACCAUAGUGCGCACCUGUUAGCUGGAUUUGCGGAUCUAGGUCAAUUUUGUAUUGACCCCGAAGUCCUCCACCCAGCCCCAGCCCUGGAAAAGUCAACUCCUCCAGGAAACGCGACUGGAAAUGCCUAUCCGUAUUCUCCUGGGCAGCAACUCUUAAGCCCUGUCCUGACAGGCACUCCUGGUUCAUCUUCCGGUCAGCAGCUGCAAGAUCCGCUUAUGAAGCCUUCUACUCAAAUUACCGAUUUGCCUGCCGCGACACUUCUAGCUGAGAAGCGGCCUAACCUUCCCACCCUACGACUCCCAACGCCAUCUAUUCCCUGUGACAAUACGCCUAAUCUUUGCUUUUCACAUAUUUUAGACCAUCCUCCAAGUCCCGUCGUCAAAAUCUCGAGCUAUUGUAGAGGGGACUCCCCCUCAAGAGACAAUGAUGUACUAAGCCGUGCAUCCAAAAGGAAAAGUCAAUCUUCCAUACACCUUGCGCCCGAGGAUGACAUAUCAAAAGACGUAGAUGAGUAUGGUGUUGAAGAUUCUUGCAAGUAUUCCAGGAACGUCUCAUCCUCACCUACGCUUCGGGCAGGAGACGGAAGCUGGAUUCCGGAUCCAUCUACCGGGCUUGGUGGUUUGAAUCCAUCUUCAAGAACUGAUGAGUUCAUUCCGAGCUUGAAGGAGAUCACAGCACAACGAGAGCUAGAAGAAAAAAAUGCUGUUGUGGAGCGUUGGCUGUCUGUUUCCGAGGUAAAUAGUGAAGUUGAAGACAACAGCUUGUUUGGUUUCCAUCAACAGAAAAAAUGGCGCUUCACAAGAAGACGCAGGGCGAGGAGCACGGGCGAUUCUCCAUUUAAUCGUGCCAACAAUGCCGGCACUGCCCAAGAAGUGUUUGACGAUUCAACAAUUCCCGGUCCCGGUGCCCUUAUAGACGAGGAGAGCGAAGCAGAGGACGACGUUGGCUCUCACACAUCCGACAGCUCACCCCCACGGUCGCCUAGCGGCAUCGAUACAAAUUCUCGAAUAGACUCGGAAGACGGGUAUUUCCCGUCGGUUGACAAUGCCAAUUCCCAAACGGCUGAACCUCUCCCUCGCCAAUUUAUUCGAGCAAGACCUUGGAAAGACCCACCUGGAAGUCAUCGGCAUGGAUUUACGAAGGACCAGCCUUUCACUUCCAAUGCUGCCAUCUAUAAAUUCUUGCGACGGGCUGACAACAUUGAGACUGCAUCCCGGAGAGCAACUUGGGGCACACGAGACGUUACUGAGGUUGAUGUUGAAAGCAUUCUUGGGAAUAAUAGUCGCUUCGAUUUAAUGCGAAUCAGCGACGAAGGUAUCAAAGAGAAAUUCUUUCGGCGCAAUAGUAUUUUCGAACACGCCAGUAAACUUCUUCCUAAACGAAGUCACAGUGGCGCAAAGCGAAAACAUAACACCUCAGCUCAUCAAAUCCAGCCAAGCACGGAGUCUCUAGAGACCGGAAAGGGCAACUCGAUCCUACCACAGCGCAAACCUAGUUUCACGAGACGGUCCAAGACCCCUUCAAACACGGGUGGUGCUCUUCUUGAAAUGGGCAGGCAAAUUGCAUCCGUUGGUGGUGGCCCCAUGGAUGUUCAGUCACCUAAACACACUGGUGGGCCAUGGAGUAGCUUGAUGAGGCGUAAUCGUAGCCGAAGCGACGUGCCCAAAGACCUCCAAAGUCCCACUAUUAGCCAGGCAACCCAACCCAUAACUACCUCCAGCGAAUCACCUCCGCCUACUCUGGCAUCACCGAUCCAAAACAAAGCCGUCACCCUAAAUACCGUCGCUGAGAACUUCACAGUAGCUAGGCAUAAUGCUGAAGAGCACGAUGAUGAUAACGAAGAAGAUGACGAAGAUGCCUCAGAUGAGAAGGGGGUUGUUAUGGAUUUUUCAGUUCGCGUCGAUUUGAUAGUUCCAACACUUGAAGGAUUCAAAACCCAUGUACAACAGCUAAACCCUCGAUUGUCGCCUGCUUUGGUGGAUCGAAUUGGUCGAGAGCAAUUGCUAAGAUACAAGAAGUUGGUCGAGUUGAAGUUAAAGCAUGCGCAAGCGGUGAGCAGACACGCCUGUACAGCUGGACCGCACUGUUUUGCUCAGGGAGGCGAUUCCAACUUAUUCCCAGUGAGAGGAAGCCCAAAGGACGCCGAUCCAUCUCACCAUCAGUUCCAUCCCAGCGCGGGAGUUUUAACACCCGAAGAUGCCAAUGCAGCUGGGGAGACGGUCAUUACAGCCUCUCUGUUUCCUUCAGGUGUUCCACUACCACCAGCCAGGCGACUUCCAGCCAGGUUUGAGUGUCCGCUAUGUUUCAAGGUUAAAGAGUUCAAGAAGCCCUCGGACUGGACAAAACAUGUGCACGAAGAUAUCCAGCCGUUUACUUGCACCUUUCCUGAGUGCCCGGAGCCCAAGUCCUUCAAACGCAAGGCCGACUGGGUGAGACACGAGACUGAAAGACACCGCCACCUUGAGUGGUGGGCAUGCAAUAUAGCAGACUGCUCUCACGUCUGCUAUCGCAAAGAUAACUUUGUUCAGCACCUUGUUCGAGAACACAAAAUGCCGGAGCCAAAGCUCAAAGGCGGGAAGGGUCGCCAGACCAAGCCCAGUAAGGCGUUACACAGCGACUUGGACCUUCAUACGUCAGCAGAAGUUGAAAAGGUGUGGGAAAUGGUAGAGAGUUGUCGUCACGUCACAACGAAGCAACCCACGGAAGAGGCGUGCCGAUUUUGCGGCAACGUGUGCAAUACCUGGAAGAAACUUACUGUCCACAUGGCGAAACAUAUGGAGCAGGCUGCUAUGCCUAUUCUAAACCUCGUGGAUCAAAGAACUGUUGGUCUUAACACGGGCAUGAGCUCCAUCGAUGAUUCAACUCAAAGUAACAUGGCCGCCUCAGAUGGUUAUUUUGGCACAGCGGACAGCCGGAACAAAUCCUCUAUUCAAUCACGAGGCCGUCACAAAGGCCGAAGUGGCCCCCAACCAAUUGUUUAUGGAACUGCCGCACUGUUGACAGAGGCCUUCUCCAUACAACAACCAAACGUCUCUUCCCAGCGGCUACGAAUGCACAACGCGCUCAACUUAACCUCCCCGAAUGAGCAGCAACAGCCGCAUCCACAGCAGUCGGCGGCACGCAUUCCAUACAACAUGCCACCGGGUAAUUCCCCAACACUCCAAGGCGGCGAGCCAGCAGUGUAUACAGCAGCAGGGCCAAUGCCACGGCAACUCGACACAGGAAACUUAGCCACCUAUCCACCCGCAUUCAAUGCACCGCCCGUGCCAUCAAUAAUGAAUGAAGCCCCCCACACUUCGAAUGUUCUGCAGUCUAGUCCACCAAUGGUUGGGCUUGGUGGUGGCGACCAACUAUUUGCAUCACCAGUAGAACAUUUUCCGUAUAUGGACCCGAUUGGACAAAAUCCUGCGGGCCAAGGGACGCUGCCUGGGCCAAUUUUGUAUAACACUUCAACUGGGGGCGCAAUGGCAUAUUCAAUGGAUGCAUCAAACUUAGGGCAGGGACAUGCAUACACGCAUCCAGGUAACGGACAGCAUCUAUAUGGGAAUCAAUGA
Ophidiomyces ophidiicola is the source of this 3888-nucleotide messenger RNA. RefSeq lists its product as uncharacterized. The transcript has a single exon. The record is from RefSeq and is a predicted model, not a curated record. The coding region runs from base 1 to 3888 and encodes 1295 amino acids. NCBI's taxonomy places the organism in Eukaryota, Fungi, Ascomycota, Eurotiomycetes, Onygenales, Onygenaceae.